Messenger RNA from Malaclemys terrapin pileata, 3342 nucleotides. It is a transcript of the gene ENOX1, whose product is annotated as ecto-NOX disulfide-thiol exchanger 1. Bases 685 to 2556 code for a protein of 623 amino acids. Gene Ontology annotation, cellular component: plasma membrane; external side of plasma membrane. Gene Ontology annotation, molecular function: RNA binding; protein-disulfide reductase activity. The transcript has 18 exons. Gene Ontology annotation, biological process: ultradian rhythm. The record is from RefSeq and is a predicted model, not a curated record. Lineage: Eukaryota; Metazoa; Chordata; Testudines; Emydidae.
GGAUCAGAGGCGCCUGUUUCUCCAGCGCCCCUAAGCCGGCUCGGCUCGCUGCCGCUGCCCCGCGCCGCCGCUCGCCGGGGCUUCCCGCCGCCACGGGGCGUCCUCCGCCCGCAGCGCUGCAGGCUCCGGCGGCCGGGCUCGCGCUCUGCCCGGGACAGGGGUGGGGGCUGCGCGGCGCCGGCCGAGGGAGAAGGGGCCGCGCCGCGCCCCGGCAGCUCCGCACCGCCAGCAGAUCUUGGUCACUGAACUUGAAGCAAUCUUUGGAUACAUGCUUCUACAAACUUGGUGAAGAUACACUACAAACAGGAUUGGCCAUGAGAAUUUUUAAUCUUCCUUCAGAAGUACGCUAAUGGGUCUGCUGAUAAGCAAUCUGCUUUUGUAAAGGUGGUGCAGUGACCGAUCUAAUGUCCAAUAUCUUAUGAAUCACAGUGUGAGUAGUCCGUCAGUUCGAUGAUGACAUUUUCAUGCUCUCUCUUUUUGUGGAUUCUGGAGUGACUCUGAAGUCCAAGCGUAACGUGCAUGCUCGAGAGCAGAUUGGGCAGACAGUCAUUGCGCCUAAUGAACUGUGUGUGGACUCUGCAUUCAGUAACAGUCAGAUUCUCCCAUCGCAAGAUGUUAUUACUACAGUAGUAGGAUACAUUCCUAUUUGAAGUCAGUCAGCAACAAAAGGAACCAGUUUAAACGAUGGCUGCAGCUGCUGAUGGUUUGGGAAGUACAACUAUAGAUACCACACAACUUAAUAUGUCAGUCACUGAUCCAACAGCUUGGGCUACCGCUAUGAAUAACCUCGGGAUGGUUCCAGUAGGAUUAGCUGGACAACAGCUUGUGACAGAUUCAAUCUGUGUACCAGGCUUUGAUCCAAGCCUCAGCAUGAUGACUGGAAUAACUCCAAUUAACCCGAUGAUACCAGGCAUGGGGUUAGUACCGCCGCCACCACCAACAGAUGUGCCUGUAGUCAAAGAAAUAAUUCACUGCAAAAGCUGUACACUCUUCCCUCCAAACCCAAAUCUUCCACCACCUUCCACGAGAGAGAGACCUCCUGGGUGUAAGACUGUGUUUGUUGGCGGUUUACCAGAAAAUGCUACUGAGGAAAUUAUUCAGGAAGUCUUUGAGCAGUGUGGAGAUAUUACAGCUAUUCGGAAAAGCAAGAAGAAUUUUUGUCACAUUCGUUUUGCAGAGGAGUUCAUGGUUGAUAAAGCCAUUUACCUUUCUGGUUACCGCAUGAGAUUAGGAUCUAGCACAGACAAAAAGGAUUCAGGUCGCCUUCAUGUUGAUUUUGCUCAGGCAAGAGAUGACUUUUAUGAAUGGGAAUGCAAACAAAGAAUGCUGGCCAGAGAAGAACGUCAUAGGCGCAAAAUGGAAGAAGACCGACUACGACCUCCCUCUCCUCCGGCAAUAAUGCAUUAUUCUGAACACGAAGCUACUUUGCUGGCUGAAAAAUUGAAAGAUGACAGCAAAUUUUCAGAGGCCAUCACAGUGCUGCUUACCUGGAUUGAGCGAGGCGAGGUGAAUCGUCGCUCCGCAAAUCAAUUCUAUUCAAUGGUGCAGUCAGCAAAUAGCCACGUUCGCCGACUUAUGAAUGAGAAAGCCACUCAUGAACAAGAAAUGGAACAAGCCAAGGAGAGUUUUAAAAAUGCCUUAACAGGGAUCCUCACUCAAUUUGAGCAGAUUGUGGCCGUUUUCAACGCUUCUACCAGACAAAAAGCUUGGGACCAUUUCUCGAAAGCUCAGCGAAAGAACAUAGACAUUUGGCGAAAGCAUUCUGAGGAGCUCCGGAAUGCUCACAGCGAACAGCUUAUGGGGAUCCGCCGUGAAGAGGAGAUGGAAAUGUCUGAUGAUGACAGCGGUGACAAUCCCAGUAAAAAGCUGAGAGUAGAUGAAUCAGCUCUAACAGCCCAAGCUUAUGCACUGAAGGAAGAGAAUGACAGCCUCCGAUGGCAGCUGGAUGCUUACAGAAAUGAGGUGGAGCUUCUUAAACAGGAGAAAGGUCAACUCUUUCGGACCGAAGAAAGUCUCACAAAGGACCAACAGUUGAAAUUCCUGCAGCAGACAAUGCAAGGCAUGCAGCAGCAAUUGCUGAGUAUACAGGAAGAAUUAAAUAACAAAAAAUCCGAACUGGAGCAAGCAAAAGAAGAACAAACACAUACACAAGCCAGGCUUAAAGUUCUUCAGGAGCAGUUAAAAAGUGCCAAGGAGUUAGCAGAGAUCAACGGCCAUGACGAAUCUCAGGCAAAUGAAAUCAAUGUGUUGACAGUAGCAUUGGUCAACCAAGAGAGAGAAAAAAAUUCUGAGAAACGAAGCCAAGGUCUAAAAUCAGAGAAAGAGGCACUGUUAAUAGGUAUCAUAUCUACAUUUCUUCAUGUGCAUCCUUUCGGCGCCAAUAUAGAAUACCUUUGGUCUUACAUGCAACAGCUGGACUCUAGGAUCUCUGCAAAUGAAAUAGAAAUGCUUUUGAUGAGAUUGCCACGCAUGUUUAAACAAGAGUUCACUGGUGUAGGAGCAACUUUGGAAAAGAGGUGGAAGUUUUGUGCCUUUGAAGGAAUUAAAACUACCUGACUAUGAAUAGUAAAGAAGUAUACAGAAGAAGAAUUCCUAAAGCAUGGCAGGGUUACAAAGUAUUAAAGUAUGAAAUUUGGUUUUGGCACACAGAAGUACGUUUUCAGAGUUAUCCAAGCCUAAUUUUAGUUACAUUUGUGACGUUCUCUUGUGAGUGGAAAUGUGGUUGUGCACCAGUUCCUAAAAAUAAAAAUAUAAAAUAUUUUAAAAUGUGACACAUCUGUUUCCUAUGAAAACUGAAGAAAGAUACCACAGUCAUAACGAUGUCAAGAUAUUAACGUGCUACAUCUAAGAAUAGCUCACUGAGCAAAUGGAUAAGGGAAAAGAUUGCCUAGUUAUGGUUGCUAAGCUACAGCAAUGUAUAUGUAAUAUAUAGCAGAAAUCAUUACAUUAUGUUCCUGAAAGUCUUUCCGUUAAGUAAGUAAUUGUACAGUGAGAAAAAUUAUACCAAAAGAAAACUUGAAGAUGUGUCUGAGCAGUUAUUGUCUUUUGUAAAUUAAGUUAUAUGCUGUUCCAGGGAUUUUUGCCUUAUUGAAAGAGGCCUGAAAAUGUGAUUGGACUUCUCAAGAAUGCUUUAUCAAGAAUAUUAUUUUUCUAAUGUAACUAUUCUUCAUUAUAAGUUCCUUUAACAUGGAUUGCAUAUCAAUUUUCAUAAAUAUGUAAAUAAAAAGGAAACCAGUGUUACUGUAUUGUAUUUGGUAUGUAACAUUCAGGUUUAUGCAUCAAAAUAAAUAUUCAGUUCAUUACUGUUAAGAAUUUUAUAGCAAAUAUAUUAAUUUUUUUUCA